This is a messenger RNA of Rhineura floridana, 1884 nucleotides long. RefSeq names its product transcription factor CP2 like 1 (gene TFCP2L1). NCBI's taxonomy places the organism in Eukaryota, Metazoa, Chordata, Lepidosauria, Squamata, Rhineuridae. The record is from RefSeq and is a predicted model, not a curated record. Gene Ontology annotation, molecular function: RNA polymerase II cis-regulatory region sequence-specific DNA binding; DNA-binding transcription activator activity, RNA polymerase II-specific. Gene Ontology annotation, biological process: regulation of transcription by RNA polymerase II. The transcript is spliced from 16 exons. The coding region runs from base 188 to 1657 and encodes 489 amino acids. Gene Ontology annotation, cellular component: nucleus.
GAGCGGCCAACCAGCGGAUCACGCGGCGGGCCAAUAAAAGCGCGCGGAGCUUCGCCGGCUGCUGACUGCCUGCUGCUGACUCUUGGGUUGACUUAACGUUUCGGGGUCGUAGCCCGCCUCGUGUAGCGGUUUCACUGGGGUUUAGGGCUGCUUGGCGAACGAAGCGUAGCAGGAGGCGACGAAGAAAAUGCUGUUUUGGCACACGCAGCCGGAACAUUACAACCAGCACUCAACAGGCAGCUAUCUGCGUGAUGUCCUCGCACUCCCAAUCUUUAAACAGGAAGAGCCUCAACUCUCCUCUGGGAAUGGCACAAAACUCCCUCCAUUUCAGUAUGUGCUCUGUGCUGCUACAUCCCCUGCUGUGAAGCUUCAUGAGGAGACCUUGACCUAUCUCAACCAAGGUCAGUCUUAUGAAAUCCGUCUACUUGAGAAUAGGAAAUUGGGAGAGUUUCAAGAUUUAAACACAAAAUAUGUAAAGCUCACAAGGAGCCACGACGGGCAAGGAUCAUUUAGACAUGUGAGCAUAAUUCGUGUGGUUUUUCAUGACCGCCGAUUGCAAUACACAGAGCACCAGCAGCUCGAAGGCUGGAGAUGGAGUCGGCCAGGAGACCGCAUCCUUGACAUAGAUAUCCCACUGUCAGUUGGUAUCUUAGACCCCAGAGCCAGUCCUACACAGUUGAAUACAGUUGAAUUUUUGUGGGAUCCUUCUAAGAGAGCAUCAGCCUUCAUUCAGGUACACUGUAUUAGUACAGAGUUUACUCCAAGGAAACAUGGGGGAGAGAAAGGUGUACCCUUCCGGAUACAAAUGGACACAUUCAAACAGAAUGAGAAUGGCGAAUACACAGAACACUUGCAUUCUGCAAGCUGCCAGAUCAAAGUAUUUAAGCCGAAAGGAGCAGACAGGAAACAGAAAACAGACAGAGAAAAAAUAGAGAAGAAAACCACUCAAGAAAGGGAGAAAUAUCAGCCUUCCUAUGAUACAACCAUUCUCACAGAGUGUUCUCCAUGGCCAGAUGUGCCUUAUCAAGUGAGCAACGCUCCAUCUCCGAGUUACAACAGCUCUCCAAACAGUUUCAGCCUUGGAGAUAGCAACAGUUCUCCAACUCAUCAGGUGGAACUCCUGCCUCCCAGCAAUGACCAUCUCCUCCCCUCUGCUUCUAUUCAAGAUGCUCAGCAGUGGCUUCAUCGAAAUAGGUUUUCUCCAUUCUGUAGGCUCUUUUCAAGUUUCUCAGGUGCCGACUUACUGAAGAUGUCCAAAGAAGACUUUGUUCAGAUUUGUGGCCCAGCUGAUGGCAUUCGACUUUUUAAUGCCAUUAAAGGAAGGAACAUAAGGCCCAAGAUGACCAUUUACGUCUGUCAAGAACCUGAACAAAAUCGAUCUCAUCUUCAUCAAAAACGAGAGAAUGGAGAUGCUAAUCUGUGUAUUUACCAUGCUAUAUUUUUAGAAGAGCUGACAACACUGGAAUUGAUGGAGAAGAUUGCAAACUUGUACAGUAUUUCCCCACAGCAGAUAAACCGGAUCUAUCGGCAAGGACCUACAGGGAUCCAUGUAUUGGUGAGCAAUGAGAUGAUACAAAACUUUCAAGAUGAGUCUUGUUUUGUCAUCACAACAUUAAAAGCUGAAAGUAACGAUGGCUACCAUAUCAUUCUGAAAUAACCUCUGUAUUUUGGGACUUAACAACACUAUGAUGCCUCACCCAGUUCAAAGCAACCCAGACUGAAAAGAUGGAAAACUUAUUUGGAUAAAAUCCCCUAACAAGAAAAUUAAAGUGUGUAGAUUUCACAGUGUUGGGGACUAGAGGUGGUCUUCAGAGUUUGUUUGUUUUUUUAAAAAAAUAAUCGUUUCCUUUUUAGGACUAAUACAGUUUUUGGUUCAUUAUUCAA